AUGAAGGGUCUAUUAAAAGGAUUGAGGUACAUUGCUCGAAUCUUCGAGGAUGAUAAGCAACCAGAGAUGCAGAUUGGAAAACCGACCGAUGUGAAACAUGUUGCUCAUAUAGGAUGGGAAGGGCCCUCUGCUACGACCCCAAGCUGGAUGCAUGAUUAUAAGUCACCGACGGCUGAGGCAAAAGGAAGUUCCAACAAGAAACCAAGGGAGAAGCAAAGGAACAAGGGGAGGCGUAAGGCCUCAACAGGCACAAACAACUCACCUGCAGAGUCUCCAUCAAGGGUAGGAGGUUCAACAAGGACAACAAGACGUAGCACGGGUAAACAGAGAGAGCAGAGCACGGGUUCAGGGUCUGAGUCAGGUUCAGGGUUGGACUUACCUCAACAGAAUGAUCAGCCUGUGGGACAGAAGCAGUCGAGGCAGAGAAAGUCAAAAGGGACAACAGGAGGAGGAGGGUCGUCUAGUGGAUCUUCAAAGACAAAAGAAACAGAUAUAUCCGCGCGUGCGGUUAUUCCUUGUGUGGGAGGUCUUGGAAGUUCCAAAGGAAGAUGA
Eruca vesicaria subsp. sativa (arugula) is the source of this 552-nucleotide messenger RNA. Lineage: Eukaryota; Viridiplantae; Streptophyta; Magnoliopsida; Brassicales; Brassicaceae. The record is from the annotation of a GenBank genome assembly.